AUGACUAGCAUUGAUAGAAGGGAGGUUAAUUGUCUUAUUGGGAACGAUUGGGAGUAUUUUCACUACCCUGCUGCUGGUACCUCAGGAGGUAUUUUGGUGUUAUGGAACAAGAAGAUGGUGUCAUUUGUUAUUAAGGAGAAUUCUUCUCAAGUUAUUGUUGGUGAUCUCUCGGUUCCCAACAUGGGGUCUUGUAAAGUUGCCACUGUAUAUGGGAGUAGAUGCUGUAAGGAGAGGGGAAGUCUUUGGAGUCAACUUGAGAAGUGUUUGGAUGAUUCAAUUCCUUCCAUUAUUGGUGGGGAUUUUACCUGUAUGCUGAACAAGGAGGAGAAGAGAGGAGGUAAAAGGCAUCUUGCAAGAGUGGCUUCUAACCAUAGUCCAAUUGUUCUUAAAUUGGAUGAAAGGGUGAGGUUCAAGUCAAAGGCUAUCAAUUUUGAGGAUACUUAUAGAUCUUACCUAGAAGCUAAGAAUUUUGUGUAUCACUCUUGGAAGAAGAAUGACUUUGGUGAUGAGCAUAUAAUCUUGCAAAAGAAGCUUAGGAGAACAUUAAAAGCACUAUUUUUUUUGAAUAAAAAUAAGUGCAAGGAUUUGAAUAUGUUGAAGGAAAAGAUGAAAAAGGAAAUCCUAGAACUUCAGAACAAGGAAGCUUUGGGGGAAGAUUGGUCAGUUGAUGACCUUUUUUUGCUUAGAAACAAAGUGCAUGAUUUUAAUGUCACAUUGAGAAGAUUGUCUACUUGGUGGAAUCAAUGGGCAAAAGAAAGUUGGCAUGAGGAAGGAGAUACAAACUCAAAGCUUUUUCAUAACUUUGCUACGGCUAGAAAAAAUGGUAACCGGAUAAAUCAAGUUAAAGAUGUGUUUAAUAAAUUGCAAGAUGGGGAUGAUCAAAUUGAGAAGAUUUCGGUCUUCCAACAAGGAAACAAUAAGUCACCGGGUAUGGAUGGUGUUACCUCUUCUUUUUACAAGAGAUAUUGGAGUAUUGUUUGGGAGACUUUAUGGAAUGCCAUUAGUUGCUUUUUAAAGUCUAGUCAUAUGAAUAGGGAAUGGAAAGAUACUCUAAUAGUCUUAAUUUCUAAAGUGAAGAACCCUUUGAUUCCAUCUAACUAUAGGCCUAUCGGCCAUUGCCAGACUAACUAUAAGAUUGUGGCUACCAUGUUAGUUAACAGAUUGAAGAACUGUAUUUCCAAGAUGAUUUCUAAAGAGAAAAUGGCAUUCAUUCCUGGAAGAUCUAUUUCGGGGCAUUGCUUUUUGGCUCAGGAGAUCUUUCACAAGUUCAAAAUCUCUAAAAACAAAAAGGAGUUGAUGGCUAUAAAAUUGGAUAUGGAGCAAGCAUAUGAUAGCAUGGGUUGGACAACUCUUCGUCAAAUUCUUAAAUGGUAUGGUUUUCCUACUGAUUUUUCUAACCUUCUCGUGGUGUGUGUUGUAGAUGUGAGGUUUUCCAAUAUUAUUAAUGGAAAGAAUUCCAAGUGGAUCAAUGCUCAAAGUGGGUUCCGUCAAGGGUGUCCACUUUCACCAUACCUUUUUAUCUUGUGUUCUCAAAUUAUGUCCAACUCUCUAGAGCAAAGAGGGCAGACUCUUGACAUUCAACCCAAAGGUCCAAACAUCACACAUCUACUUUAUGUAGAUGAUGUGUUUAUUUUUUCGCAUGUCUCUAUUACCUUAGCUAAUACCUUGAAGAUCAUGGUGGAGGACUUCUGUAAGUGGACAGGUCAAAGAGUUAAUUUCAACAAGUCACAGAUUAUUUUUGGCAAGGUUGUUAGUUACCUUAUGAAGAAGAGGAUUGCUAGAGUACUUGGCUUCAAAGUGGUGAAGGAGAUGAAGUACUUGGGUGUAAAGAUCUCACUUAGUAGACUCAAGAUGGCUAAUUUUCAAGAGCAUUUGAGUAAUAUCAUGGAUAGACUUAAUGCUUGGGGUAAGAAGUCUUUUUCAAUGGGAGGGUGUUACAUGAGUUGGAAAAACUUUGUAGAAAAUUCAUUUGGCAUAAAAUUGAUGGGACUAAUGCUUUUGCUAAGUAAUGGGAAAUGGAAUUAUACCGUGCUACAAAGGGCCUUCCAUCAUGAUUUAAUCUUAUUGAUCAGCCAAAUUCAUAUUGAAUAUGAGGUGGAGGAUCGGGUGGAGCUGCUGAACAUGUGCUCGGGUAAAACAGUUUCUGCAUUGGCUUAUGAGCAAUUGUUGUUUAACAGAUUUACCUUGGAGGAUGAUGGUCCAUAUCUUUCUAGCUGGGGUACUAAUCUUCUUAGAGAGUCUCAAAAUACUUGGUGCCCUCAACCGAAAGAUUGGAUUAAGAUUAAUGUGGAUGCUUCAUUGCUUAGUUCUAAUCUUGCUAGAAUUGGUGGCAUUUUUAGAGACCACAAAGGCAGAUUUAUCAGUGCAUUUGGAAAGAAUAAAGUCCAUUGGGAUAUUGCUCAGCUUGAGCUGGAAGCUGCAAUCACGGCUUCAGUCGCGUGA
Molecule: messenger RNA, 2442 nt
Organism: Dendrobium catenatum
Lineage: Eukaryota; Viridiplantae; Streptophyta; Magnoliopsida; Asparagales; Orchidaceae
Exons: 7
Coding region: 1-2442 (813 amino acids)
Source: RefSeq, a predicted model, not a curated record